AUGCGUGUGUCGGUUCUCAAUGACUGUUUAAACAACAUCCUCAACGCCGAAAGGCGAGGAAAACGCCAGGUCCUCAUCCGACCCAGCUCGAAAGUCAUCAUCCGUUUCUUGACUGUCAUGCAGAAACACGGAUACAUUGACGAAUUUGAGUACAUCGACGACCACCGUUCCGGCAAGAUCGUCGUCCAACUCAAUGGCCGUAUCAACAAGUGUGGUGUCGUUUCCCCCCGAUUCAACGUCCCUCUCGACCAAAUUGAAAACUGGGUUGACCGGCUCAUGCCCGCCCGUUCGUUCGGCAUCAUCAUACUGACAACUUCGGCCGGUAUCAUGGACCACGAGGAGGCCCGACGGAAGCACGUGGCUGGAAAGAUCCUUGGAUAUGUCUUUUAA
Messenger RNA from Puccinia triticina, 390 nucleotides. RefSeq lists its product as uncharacterized. Gene Ontology annotation, biological process: translation. Gene Ontology annotation, molecular function: structural constituent of ribosome. Lineage: Eukaryota; Fungi; Basidiomycota; Pucciniomycetes; Pucciniales; Pucciniaceae. Gene Ontology annotation, cellular component: cytosolic small ribosomal subunit; ribosome. Bases 1 to 390 code for a protein of 129 amino acids. The transcript has 4 exons. The record is from RefSeq and is a predicted model, not a curated record.